AUGGGGAAGAGAAAGAUUGUAUCCUGCGCAGCCUGUAGACUGCAACGCAAAAAAUGUUCAGAAGAAUGUAUUCUGGCUCCCCAUUUUCCUCCAGAUGAUCCUGACAAGUUUACAAUAGUGCACCGAGUGUAUGGAACUAGCAAUAUCGUUAAACUGCUUCAAGGUCUGGAGGCGAAGCAAAGAGAAGAUGCAGUAAAGAGUUUGGUGUGUGAAGCAAGUGCGAGAAUGAAGGAACCCAUCCGAGGAAGUUGCAGUGUGGUCGAUGAACUGCAGAAGCAAAUAGCCGAGCUGGAAUCUCUGUUGGAGGCCAAAAGAGAAGAGCUCAUGAAUAUGCGUUCAGAGUAUGAUAAGCUUCUAUUCCUCCUCCGCACUGGAUCUACUCCUGAUGUUCAGCAUGUGUAUGGCACUGUUGCAACAGAAGAUACCAUUUAUGACCAGCUGGAUCCUCUGCUGUUGUGGGAGCCAAUAAGAAACGUAGAGAUUUAUGAGGAUUAGUUGACUAAGAUAUUUUCUUAAUGUCAUAUGCAUAAUUUGAAUAAUCAUGUCUACUUCUGUUUACCUCUUAAUAACUACUUUGUGCGGCACUUUAUGAUUGCCACCUUUAUUAUAAUUAUCAACUUUC
Messenger RNA from Cryptomeria japonica (Japanese cedar), 622 nucleotides. Its product is annotated as LOB domain-containing protein 1. Lineage: Eukaryota; Viridiplantae; Streptophyta; Pinopsida; Cupressales; Cupressaceae. The transcript has 2 exons. The coding region runs from base 1 to 495 and encodes 164 amino acids. The record is from RefSeq and is a predicted model, not a curated record.